Sphaeroforma arctica JP610 is the source of this 1695-nucleotide messenger RNA. RefSeq lists its product as hypothetical. NCBI's taxonomy places the organism in Eukaryota, Ichthyosporea, Ichthyophonida. The transcript has a single exon. The record is from RefSeq and is a predicted model, not a curated record. The coding region runs from base 193 to 1353 and encodes 386 amino acids.
CGAAACUGGUAACGCGUUAAUGAAUCAGCGAUGUGCAAUUGCAUAUAUACUAUAGAAGACCACAAAGCAUAUCCUCACUCAAAUGUACAAUCCAGCACAACACUGCUUUCCGAUGUAAGUGUGUGGAAAAUAAUGGCGAGUUGCAUGUAAGCGAGCGUUUGAAAUAGCAUAGGAAGGCAUGUGUUUUACACAAUGUCUACUAGAUAUUUUGAAUACAAUUACGAAGCGGAUUUGGAUAGGUUCACGCAAGUUGCUGGCGACAAGAUGUUUAAUUACCGUGUACGAAAUAUAAAUCCAAAAUACGACCAAGUUCAGUACGAUGGAGAAGAUACAGUGCUGAACACAAGCGCGUAUAAAUGUGAGCGCGUAUUAAGAACAAAUAGGAGCAGAGAUAAAGAUUCAAUGGGUCCACCUUCGGUUUGUCGAUUAUCCCCACACGGGUUCACCUAUCGCAGCGCAUCUAAGGAGAAAGGCUUGCAGAAUCGAAAGCGGAGCAUCAAUUUGGUAGAGGAACCCACCGGCAAUACACAGACAUCAGAUAAUUAUGACCUAGCUUCCCACCAUAUGGCGUGGUUCGAUCAUGAGGAAGUCAUUGCCAUAAUUCUCCGCCAUGGCCGCAAUAGUAAAACUGACGAGCUUCUCUGCCCCUUGAAUAUUUUGAGAGAGGUUCAAAUUAACCUUGUGGUCUCUAUCGCCCUUCAUGAGUUACCAAGUAAAAAGUUAUUUGAUUCUUGUCUGCGAAGUCCAGAGAAAGCUGCUUGUGCAAUCCGUUCUUUUACCGAAGGUUCGAGGCUAGGGUGCGUGUCAAAGCUGUCGAAGCUUUACGUGGGUUGGUGGAAUACUGCAUACAAUUGCACAGGCACAGAUGUUGUGCGUGCAAUAGUAGCUGAUUUAUUGGAGAAUCCUAUGGCUGUAAACCAUCAGCAACAUGUAUUAAACGACGCCUUAUCCGAUGUCAGUGUUUCUAAAGUACGCAUUUCAAAAAUCAACGUGAAGAGUGCAGUACAUCGUACAUCAUCGAUGGUACAUUCUGUUGCGAAGGCCUCAAAGAAGGCAGUUCGGGCAUGUAGGCAGCGAUCUCACCCAGGCACACGACAAAAUACUCAACGGCGUGCUUCAAUUAGACUUGCACAAUCCGGGAGAAGAGCAACUGAUUUCGGUAGGCAAAUUCAGUCGAGGUCUAGCUGUCCAGCACUUAUGCAAGACAUAGAUCUUUACAACAACCAGCAAAACAUUUAUCCAGUGAAUACAGAGAACUCUAGCGAGGGCAGCGGAACGGGGUAUGCAUUUAGUGAGACCAUUACGGACGGAGAGCGUGACUAUUUUGACUGGUUGGAAAUAGACAGACGCUAGAGAUACACCUGGAACGCAGCGUCUCAUUCUGGAAGUGAAUAAUGCAGCGCUUGUCGAAUUUCAAGAUGAAAUUAUUAUUUUUUAAUAUCAAGAAGAAUUUUUAACUACCAAUAACGGGUAUUUCGUACGGUCGUAAUCAACCGUGCACUAGCAAGCAAAACGGAAAUCAAUAGCAACAGGCCUAUUGUUUCAAUAAAUAAAAGUUGCGAUGUGAAGCUUGUUUCAUAAGGUACCACACGACUUAAACAUACUUAUGUGUAUUCGUAUAUAAACGUAUUCGUAUAUAUAAGACAAAAUAUAUCGUUGUAAAUAAACAAGAUGCAAUUCAGUUGCAACAGGCCU